AUGGCUGACCAGGCCAGAGCAACAUCACGAGACAAGACGCCGCAGUCACCGCACAGCAAGAACAAGGUUGUGCGCUCACAAAAGAUAUCCCAGGUGACGUCGCCGACAGAGCCGCGCUCUCCGACCCCAUUAGGGGGAGAUCUCUACGACCACAGCCCCGUCCAGGACCGUCCGCCGAUACCCCGCUCCCAUACACCAGGCCACCUCUCGUCUCGAAGUCAAGACCGUCGAAACCAGUCUGGCGAUCUCGCCCUCCGCCAGCGCUCCCAGUCAGCAGCAGGCCACACCUCGUCCCGAGCCGCUGCGGCAGGCAUCCCACACUCCUACUCAACCACCUCCUUCUCCAGCAACCCUUCCGCAAGCAAAGCCCCUACCCCCAACUCAGCGCCCCCGUCCCGCCAGCCAACCAUAACCGAGAAUGGCGACAACAAUAGCACCAGCAGUCUCACGGUCAACCUCACCCUCGGCCGCGACAGAGGCGAUUCGGGCGCCUCGGCCGGAAGCGGCAAAGAAUCCACGACCUCCACCACCCACCCCCGAAGACCAACCAACCUCCGCUCCACCUCCGCCAUAACCAGUGGCGGUCGUCCCCCAGGCGGAAGCCAUGCCGCCCCUUCCCACCCCCGAGUCGGCACCGGCCGCGGCCAACCCGCCAAAGGCGCCGAAGUCUUCACCCCUUUCCCCCCUUUAACAAAACCCAAGACCGCCCCCGACGUUCUCGCGGCCCCAUCAUCAGGAAUGUACUGGUCCCGCGCACCCACCUCGGGCACCCCCCAUACCGCCCUCCGCGCUCACACCACCACCCUCGUCGGGAGCAACGUCUUUGUCUUUGGCGGCUGCGACUCAAGAGCCUGCUUCAACGAGCUAUACGUCCUCGACGCCGACGCCUUUUACUGGUCCACCCCCCACGUGGUAGGUGACGUCCCCGUCCCCCUCCGCGCAAUGACUUGCACGGCGGUCGGCAAAAAACUAGUCAUAUUCGGAGGCGGCGACGGCCCGGCUUACUACAAUGACGUCUACGUCCUCGACACGGUCAACUACCGGUGGUCAAAGCCCAAAAUCAUGGGGUCUGACCAGCCCGGACGAGUCCCCUCCAAACGUCGAGCCCACACGGCAUGUCUGUACAAAAGCGGGAUUUAUGUUUUUGGCGGUGGGGACGGGGAAAGAGCGUUGAAUGACAUUUGGCGGUUGGACGUGAGCGACUUUGGUAAGAUGAGCUGGAAGCUGGUGUCUGGCCCGUCUCCGAGUUCGUCAACAACAUCAGUGACGGACAGGGAAAUCCGCCCCAAGGCUAGGGGUUACCACACUGCCAACAUGGUCGGGUCCAAACUGAUCAUUUACGGGGGCUCAGACGGGGGGGAGUGUUUCAACGAUGUUUGGGUCUACGACGUGGAAACGCACGUUUGGAAGCAGGUCAACAUCCCGGUUACGUACCGGCGGCUGAGCCACACGGCGACGAUAGUGGGGAGUUAUCUCUUUGUGAUUGGGGGGCAUGACGGGAAUGAAUACAGUAAUGAUGUGCUGCUGCUGAAUCUGGUGACGAUGGGGUGGGACAGGAGGAAGGUGUAUGGGCUGCCGCCGAGCGGGAGGGGGUAUCACGGGACGGUGCUGCACGACAGUCGGUUGUUGAUGAUUGGGGGGUUUGACGGGAGUGAGGUUUUUGGGGAUGUUUGGGUUUUGGAGCUGGCGGUGCACGCUUACUAUAGUCAGAUUAGUCAUUUUACGAUUGAGAUUUAG
This is a messenger RNA of Podospora anserina S mat+, 1737 nucleotides long. RefSeq lists its product as uncharacterized. The transcript has a single exon. The record is from RefSeq and is a predicted model, not a curated record. Bases 1 to 1737 code for a protein of 578 amino acids. NCBI's taxonomy places the organism in Eukaryota, Fungi, Ascomycota, Sordariomycetes, Sordariales, Podosporaceae. Gene Ontology annotation, molecular function: protein binding.